AUGCCUCGUGGUCAGAAGAGUAAGCUCCGGGCCCGAGAGAAGCGUCAGCAGGCCCGGGCUGAGAUUCAGAAUAUCAUAGGUGCAGUGGACAAUGCUGCUGAGGAUGACCAGCCAUCAUCCACCCCGGCUGCAUUCAAGGACACAGAUUCUAGCUGUCCUAUUGUUGGUGUGUCCGAGCAGCUUGAGGAAGACAAGGGAGCCUGCUUUAUUGAUCUAGAUAUUCCAAGUGCAAGGGCUAUUGUCAGUGCUAAUAGGCAGGAGGAGGAUCAACCAAGAACCUCCCAGGCAGCUCUCUGUAUGGCGAGCAAUCGCAAGGAUCCCCUAAUCAGGAAGACAUGUAUGGUGGUGCAGUUUCUGCUAGAGAAGUAUAAAAUGAAGGAACCUAUUACCAGGAAUGCAUUGCUGAAGAUUGUCAGCAAGAAGUACAAAGAUAACUUCCCUGAAAUCUUAAGGAGAGUCUCUGAGCGCAUGGAGCUGGUGUUUGGCCUGGAGUUAAGAGAAAUGGAGCCCAGUGGCCACUACUAUACUCUUGUUAGCAAGCUUGGCUUCAUGAGUGAUGAAGGGCAUAUGAGUGGUGAUGAGGGCUUGCCUAAGAUGGGGCUUCUGAUGACACUCUUAGGUGUGAUCUUUAUGAAGGGAAACCGAGCAACUGAAGAGGAGAUCUGGGAUUUUCUAAGUAUGCUGGGGAUCUAUGCUGGGAGGAGGCACUUAAUCUUUGGGGAGCCCCGAAAGCUUAUCACCCAGGAUUUUGUUCGAGAAAAGUAUCUCGAAUACCAGUUAGUUCCCCACAGUGAUCCCCCCUUCUAUGAGUUCUCUUGGGGUCCAAGAGCCCAUGCUGAGACCACAAAGAUGAAAGUGUUAGAUAUUCUGGCUAAGAUCAAUGAUACAACCCCUGCUUCCUUCCCUGAUUUAUAUGAGGAGGCUUUGAGAGAUGAGGAAGAGAGAGCUAGAGCCAGAGCUAUAAACAGGGCUGCCUCUGCAGCCAAGGCCAGUGAGCAUUCCAAGGUCAAGUCCAAGAGCCCUUCCAAUAAGUAG
Suncus etruscus (white-toothed pygmy shrew) is the source of this 1035-nucleotide messenger RNA. RefSeq names its product melanoma-associated antigen B4-like. Gene Ontology annotation, cellular component: nucleus. NCBI's taxonomy places the organism in Eukaryota, Metazoa, Chordata, Mammalia, Eulipotyphla, Soricidae. Bases 1 to 1035 code for a protein of 344 amino acids. Gene Ontology annotation, biological process: negative regulation of transcription by RNA polymerase II. The transcript has a single exon. The record is from RefSeq and is a predicted model, not a curated record.